AUGAAUAAAAUGGAGGAAGAGUAUAUCGAGAAGACGUUCGUCUACAAAUUUCCGACAUGCACCACGAAUCAGGAAUACACGCUGGAAGUACCGAUAAAAAUACCGUACCAUGGCUCCAUAAAAGAGCUGAUGCACCGUAUAAUGUCGUCGUUUAAGCUACCCUGUUACGUCGAGUCGGACUUGUUAGAAUCCCUGCAGCGUAAUAUUAAAGAGCUUACGCUGCAGUUUCACGAUGAGAAGGCAGAAAAGCUUAUCGACGCCGCCAAAGCGGGCACGCUGGAUUUAGAGGAUAUAAUUAAAAGCUGGGAGAAGAUAUACAAACAGAAGACGGUCGAAUAUUCGGAUCCCAUCGGGACCACCGACGAGGAAUUAUUCGCUGCGGCGUAUCACAGACUGGUGCACUCGCCGUCCCUGGAACCGAUUCUGCAAGCGGAGCAUAAAUUCGGACGAGAUGUCACCGAAGUGAUUCAGAUGAGGGACACCGACUACGAGAACCUCACACAAAAACAAACCGACGAGAUGCGCGUUGCCGUGGAGGCUCUCGAGGCGGGCUCCACGGAGAAGUCGAUAAACGAUAUGGCAGGCCGCCACUUCGAGGAGCAGAGUUUGUUGCAGGGUUACUGGGGAUCCAGGAUCGACGCGUUGAAAUUGGACCAACGGCGGCAGUAUCGGAACUGGAUCAUGAGGCUGUUAGAGGAACAACAGACCAGCAUGAUACCCACCCCGGUUGGCUCGCCUAUGGUGCCGAUACCGCCGUUGCGCCCUGCCUUGGACAAGUUCGUCCACAGCGAAGAGAAACACACGACUGACUACCCGCUGUUGGAAGAGAGUUUCACCAUACACCUGGGCUCUCAGAUGAAGCAGAUGCACAACAUACGCAUACUAACUGGCGACGUGCUCGACUUCUGCCGCACGAAGAACAGCGAGUCCGGGAUGGAUCCAACACCACAGAGGCUGCAAACAGCCCUGGGAUUAUACUCGAACGACCUGUGCGGUCUAGUUCUCCUCAGCGACAACCAUCUGGGCAGUUAUUCCGGUAUCACGAAAGAAUUAUGCUCGAUCUCUCAGUUAACGACGGAAUUCCACUUCCCGCCGAUCGACGAACAGUUGGAGAAAAUUCGGGAGGACGUGAAGGACGCCGUCGCCUGGAGGCAGACGCACCACAGAGAAGGGAACGAGGCUCACACGAAAAAAUCCACGACGAGCAAGAGCUUGCAAACGGGCGACGUGUUCAUCACGAGGCAUUCCAAUCUGGCGCAGGUCCACGUAGUGUUCCACAUGGUGGUGAACGAUUCCCUGAGAUCCGGCGAUAUCAACUCGAGGCAUCCCGCUAUUUUGGGACUGAGAAACAUACUGAAGACGGCGUGUUGCAACGACGUGACCACGCUGACAAUACCCGUGUUACUCGUCCACGAAAUGUCAGAGGAUAUGACGGUCGCCUGGUGUACGAAGCGGGCCGAGCUGGUGUUCAAGUGCGUGAAGGGAUUCAUGAUCGAGAUGGCGUCCUGGGGUGGCGCCGAACUGAAGAAUCUGCAGUUUCUCGUGCCGAAAGGAAUGUCGGAGGAGGUGUUCGGCACGCUGGCCACAAUGUUGCCCAGCAUAUUCCGCGUGUCAAAUCCGUUGGUUUUCAAGGCCACCAGCACCCCGCAAACCCCGAAGAAGUGAACGACCCUGUCCCGCUCGCGUUCUUCGCUCUCUUGCCCGUGUUAUCGUCGCGAGCGCACGCUCGGAAUAAUACUACGGUAUUUAUUACUAUGUAUCGCGCGCGCUCGUACACGCAGACAGCAAUUAUCCGUUCGCGGGCGCGAACAAGAUACGAUUCUGUGAAUAAAUGUCUGGCAUUUAA
Messenger RNA from Dinoponera quadriceps, 1846 nucleotides. Its product is annotated as protein C12orf4 homolog. The transcript is spliced from 9 exons. The coding region runs from base 1 to 1665 and encodes 554 amino acids. NCBI's taxonomy places the organism in Eukaryota, Metazoa, Arthropoda, Insecta, Hymenoptera, Formicidae. Gene Ontology annotation, cellular component: cytoplasm. The record is from RefSeq and is a predicted model, not a curated record.